Molecule: messenger RNA, 840 nt
Organism: Lotus japonicus
Lineage: Eukaryota; Viridiplantae; Streptophyta; Magnoliopsida; Fabales; Fabaceae
Product: outer envelope pore protein 16-3, chloroplastic/mitochondrial
Exons: 3
Coding region: 165-653 (162 amino acids)
Biological process (GO): protein insertion into mitochondrial inner membrane
Cellular component (GO): TIM22 mitochondrial import inner membrane insertion complex
Molecular function (GO): transmembrane protein transporter activity
Source: RefSeq, a predicted model, not a curated record
UUAGUGCAAAGUGCAAAUGAUUUGUAAUCCAUUAUAAUUAUCAAACAUAUAAAAGAAAAGCACUUUGUUUGAGCAAAGUGAUAGUGAGUGAUUUGCAGCUCCCUCCGAACACAACACCACUUUGUUUCUCUUCUCUUGUCGAUUUCUACCUCACAGAUAAAAUCAUGGUAAAAAUUGACCCUGCGGAGCUUAGGUACUUGGAGAAUGAUGAUUCAUCACUCAUGAAAACUAUUAAGGGUGCAACGACUGGUUUAGUUGCCGGCACUAUCUGGGGUACCGUCGUUGCCACAUGGUAUGAUGUCCCUCGUGUUGAGAGAAAUGUUGCUCUCCCGGGGCUAAUUAGGACUUUCAAGAUGAUGGGCAACCAUGGAUUGACCUUUGCCGCCAUAGGAGGAGUCUACAUUGGUGUGGAGCAGUUGGUGCAGAACUUUAGGGGUAAGAGAGAUCUGGUGAAUGGAGCUGUUGGUGGAUUUGUUGCUGGUGCAGCUAUUCUGGGUUACAAAGGAAGGAGCAUCUCAACUGCACUUUCUGCUGGAUCAGCAUUGGCAUUCACAUCUGCAGUUCUUGAUUUCGGAGGUCAGACAAUGAAACAUGACGAUGGGAAGGAGUACGCGGCAUACACCACAAAGAAAAGACCCAGCCCUGAUGCAUAACUAUUAAUUUAUGCACCUUUAUGACCAAGGACAUUUCAAGUUGAUAGGAGAGAGUGAAUCAUCACUCUUUGUUGUUUGUUUGAGUUGGGAUUACAUACUCGGCUAUGUUUCCAUAUUUUCUGUUGUAAGUUGAAUUUGCUGAACCAGUUAAACUCCAAUAAAUGUGCUAUUAUCUGUUCUUCCACAA